CAGGGUCUGAGCCUAUGUGUCGUUUGCAUUCCCGUUUUUGAGAUACUUUAUCGACCGAAACCAAGAACCACUGCAUACCUAGUUAGUAGGUGGCGAGGCGCCCGGACAAGGCGACCUCAAGCGGUGCAACCUCCGGCGAGCACAGAAUCAGCAAUGCAGCUCGGCCGGCUUGGAAGGGCUCAAGCGGGUGGCAUCACCCAUAAGACUUGGCGUGGUGUUACGCCGAGGACUAUUAGGUCAGCCGCUACUCCUGGAGAGAAAUUGUCAGCUCUGGAGCUCCUCCGUCGCGAAAAUGAGCUGCUACGCCAAACCCUGGAUGUCGCCAACGUUCCCAUCGACAGCGUUGUGAAGCCAUCUACUUCCGUAUCACCUCCUGGUGUUGCAUCGGAAGCUGCCGAGCCUCAGAACGUGCUUACGAGCGAUGCGGGAGUUGGGCUGAGCCUGGUCGAUGAGACGGGUGGUACACCGUCCGCGCUAGGGCGCCCGGAGGAUUACUGGAGCCCGUGUGUUGAAGUUCCAGAUAACCUGGAAUACGUUGACGAGUACGGGCCCAUUUCGCCGAUACCUAACCACGAUGGCACCAUGUGCUUCAAGUGGGACAACACGCUUUGGUCCGCAGCAGAGCACUUCAAGUACCGCUGGAACGUCUUCAAGAACAUCCGGGAGGCCAUCGACCGCAACGAGGGCGGCUUCGAGAAGUUCAGCCAGGGCUACAAGUACUAUGGCUUCAACCGCGGCGAGUGCAACGGCCAGUCGGGCAUCUGGUACCGCGAGUGGGCGCCCGGGGCCAAGGCGCUAGCCCUUGUGGGCGACUUCAACAGCUGGAGCCCCGCCGACUCGCACUGGGCCUUCAAGAACCAGUACGGCACCUGGGAGCUGUUCCUGCCCGACAACCCGGACGGCAGCCCGGCCAUCGCACACAGGUCCAAGGUGAAGUGCCGGCUGGAGACGGCUGACGGGCGGUGGGCCGAGAAGAUCCCCGCCUGGAUCAAGUGGGCCACGCAGGAGUGGAACGAGAUCCUGUUCAAUGGCGUGUACUACGAACCCCCUGAGAAGGGUGCUCCGGGCGAGGUGGCGGAGAACAAGGCGUACACCUUCAAGUACCCCCGCCCGCCCAAGCCCCGCGCGCUGCGCAUCUACGAGUGCCACGUGGGCAUGAGCAGCCAGGAGCCCAAGGUGAACUCCUACUCCGAGUUCCGGCGCGACGUGCUGCCGCGCAUCCGGUCGCUGGGCUACAACGCCAUCCAGAUCAUGGCCAUCCAGGAGCACAGCUACUACGGCUCCUUCGGCUACCAUGUGACCAACUUCUUUUCGGUCAGCAGCCGCUGCGGCACCCCGGACGAGUUGAAGGCGCUGGUGGACGAGGCGCACCGCAUGGGGCUGGUGGUCCUGAUGGACAUCGUGCACAGCCACGCUUCCAAGAACACCAACGACGGCAUCAACAUGUUCGACGGCACGGACGGCAUGUACUUCCACGGCGGGCCGCGCGGCAACCACUGGAUGUGGGACAGCAGGUGCUUCAACUACGGCAACUGGGAGACGCUGCGCUUCCUGCUGUCAAACGCGCGCUGGUGGAUGGACGAGUACAAGUUCGACGGCUACCGGUUCGACGGAGUGACCAGCAUGAUGUACCACCACCACGGCCUGUCGUACACCUUCACGGGUAACUACGGCGAGUACUUUGGCAUGAACACGGACGUGGACGCGGUGGUGUACCUCAUGCUGGCCAACAACCUGCUGCACGACCUCUUCCCCACCGCCAUCACCAUCGGGGAGGACGUGUCGGGCAUGCCCUCCUUCUGCAGGCCAUGGCAGGAGGGCGGUGUGGGUUUCGACUACCGGCUGCAGAUGGCCAUCGCCGACAAGUGGAUCGAAGUGAUGAAGCUGCACAACGACUUCGCGUGGAACAUGGGUAACAUCGUGCACACGCUCACAAACAGGAGGUACGCGGAGGCGUGUGUGGGUUACGCCGAGUCGCACGACCAGGCGCUGGUGGGCGACAAGACCAUUGCGUUCUGGCUGAUGGACAAGGAGAUGUACGACAACAUGGCGGUCCCCGGCAGCGGCCCCCAGUCCCUCAUCGUGGACCGGGGUAUCGCGCUGCACAAGAUGAUCCGGCUCAUCACCAUCGCACUGGGGGGGGAGAGCUACCUGAACUUCAUGGGCAACGAGUUCGGUCACCCCGAGUGGAUCGACUUCCCGCGCGUCGACAGCUACGACCCCUCCACGGGGGCAUUCGUGCCGGGCAACGGCGGCUCGCUGCACCUGUGCCGGCGGCGGUGGGACCUGGCGGACUCGGCGCUGCUCAAGUACAAGUUCCUGCAGGCAUUCGACAGGGCCAUGUGCCACCUGGACAAGGCGUUCGGCUACAUGUCUGCUCCCAACACCUACGUCAGCCGCAAGGACGAGGGCGACAAGGUGGUGGUGUUCGAGCGGGGCGACCUGGUGUUCGUGUUUAACUGGCACCCCACCGCCUCCUACCAGGACUACAGGGUGGGGUGCAGGGAGCAGGGACCCUACAAGCUGGUCCUCUCCAGCGAUGAGGAGGUGUUCGGCGGCUACCGCAACCUCACCAAGGACUCCGACGUGCUCUUCACCACCUCCCCCGGCGCACACGACAGCCGCCCGCACUCCUUCCUGAUCUACGCGCCCGCCCGCACUUGCGCCGUGUACGCGCCCGCGCAGUGGGCGGACAAGGACGCUGACCGCAAGCCGCACGGCGUCCCCGGGCUGGGGGUGAAGGGGCUGGGGCCGUACUUUGCGCGGUGAUGGGGCGAGGGG
This is a messenger RNA of Astrephomene gubernaculifera, 2781 nucleotides long. The record is from the annotation of a GenBank genome assembly. NCBI's taxonomy places the organism in Eukaryota, Viridiplantae, Chlorophyta, Chlorophyceae, Chlamydomonadales, Astrephomenaceae.